Molecule: messenger RNA, 4561 nt
Organism: Lampris incognitus (smalleye Pacific opah)
Lineage: Eukaryota; Metazoa; Chordata; Actinopteri; Lampriformes; Lampridae
Gene: fhdc2
Product: FH2 domain containing 2
Exons: 12
Coding region: 339-3677 (1112 amino acids)
Source: RefSeq, a predicted model, not a curated record
AAAGGACUCCAACACCGAAAUGAGCGGAGUGACACAAUCCUCGGAGAUGGGACAGAUGCAUGGAAAAGAAGUCACAGUGGUUCAGAUUUACACUCUUCCAUCUGAUGUAUAAGAUAAAACCCGUCCGAGCUUCUGGGUGCGUGGGAAUACCUCACAUGAGAGCUGGAGUCGUCAAAGCGCUCAACUGAAUUGCGGAAGGCCCUUUGACCUAGAGUCUAUUGGAUAGUGGAGAGGACACUCAGCUGAACUGGAACUCUUAGCCUGUGGACUAGCCCUUAAAAUUGGGCACUUGGCUUUUAUGCGAGCCAUACUCUCACUCUAUCCCACAGGCAGCCCCUAUGCUUAUCAACCUGACUGUGGCCAUUAAGGAGUCACGUGCCUUUCAUGGACCACCGCCUGCCUGCCCACCUGGUGCCCCUACCAUCAUGGAAGUGACAGCCAUGGACGCACUGCCUGUCCUGGCCGGUGCUCCCCCACCUCCCCUCGCACCUCCACCGCCUCCACCUCCUCCUCCUCCUCCACCCCCACCACCCUCCUCUUUGCCACUCAGCCGCAUGGACAGUGCACGUCGAAGCCGGCUGAGGAAGCUGAACUGGGAGCGCAUACCCAAAGAGAAGGUGGAGGGGAGGAAGAGCGUGUGGAGUGGGGCGGCCACGGAGGAGGACGAGUUUCCUAUAGAUCUCCAUUCUCUGGAUGAGCUGUUUGGUCAGAAGGAUAGCAAGCCUCAGGACAGGACCGGCACCCUGAGACGACGGUCGACGCUGCUGUGCUGUAGGUCCCCUCAGGACAGCACAACGGAGCAGAUCUCCUUAUUGGACUCCAAGCGUAGUAUGAAUGUGGGGAUAUUCCUUCGUCAGUUCAAGAUGCCUGCUAAAGAGAUAGUGGAGGACAUCAGACAGGGGGUUGGGGAGCGCUAUGGAGCCGAGAAGCUCACGGAGCUCUCUAAACUGCUGCCUGACAGGGAGGAGGAGUCCCGUCUAAGGAGAUUCAAGGGGGAGCGUACCUGCCUUGGAGAACCCGACCUCUUCAUGGUUCUGUUAGUGGAUGUCCCCAGUUUUCGUCUGCGUCUGGAUGCCAUGAUCCUGCAGCAAGAGUUUGACCCCGCAGUGACCUCUCUGUGUGUGGCAGCCAGAUGUCUGAGGGAGGCAGCUAGAGAGCUGCUGAGCUGUCCCGAGCUACACUCCAUCCUCCGUUUGGUGCUGAAAGCAGGGAACUAUAUGAAUGCUGGUGGAUACGCAGGGAAUGCUGCUGGCUUCCGGAUUUCCUCGCUGCUCAAACUGGCUGACACUAAAGCCAACAAGCCGGGCAUGAAUCUACUGCAUUUUGUGGCUAUGGAAGCUGUCAAAAAGGACCAGAGCUUGCUAUCAUUUCCCAGCCAACUUGGCCAUGUUGCCCCUGCCUCUAGAUUAUGUGAGGAGUCUGUGUUGGAGGACCUAUCCAAGUUACAAAGCAGAGUGGUGGCCCUCAAGGUUGACAUCCUAACCGAUGCUGAUAUUCAACAGCAGACACAGACUUCCCUUGAGGCGGCUGAGGAGCGCCUGAAAGAGGCUGAGGAUGAAGUGGAGGGCAUGAGAAUGUCCAGUCAGGCUCUGAUGGAGUUCUUCUGUGAAGACGAAAGCACUUUCAAACUAGAAGAGGCUUGUAGGGUUUUCCAAUCAUUCUGCCACCGCUUCCAGAAAGCUGUCCAGGAGAAUGCAGAUCGAGAACUGAAGGAACAGAAGCGUCUGGAGCGUGAGCGCGAGAUAGGGGAGAAGCGACGUUCUGUGGCUGUUUGCACAGGGCUUGAACUGGGCUUGAGCCUGGCCAGAGAGUCCCCAUGCCAGGGAGGCCAGGAUGACCUGGAGAGAAUCUUAGAGAAGAGCUUGAGCCACACCUGGAGCCGGCGUAGCCUGAGGAGCCCUGAUUCCCGCAGAUACUCCCACCACCUGCAAAACGACAAUGCCCAUCUCCAGAACAUGUCCAUCUUCAAAACCUUUCCAGAGCUGGGUACUAGCCCUACUUCCACCACUGACCAACCUAAGAAACCGCCUACCCAUGACACCAUCACUGUGCUUUGCAAUUCACCAGAGACUGACAUCUCAGCACACCCCAGUGAGCAGGAGCCAGCUGUUGGUGGAGAGAGCCGGACUCAGCCCAGUCAAUAUGAAGCAGGAAAAGAGAAAGUCGACAUUGUUCAUGUGUCACAUAUUGCCAAGUUCAGUCCAUCUCAGCAUGGACCUAGCUUCAAGGUCACACAACAGAGGUCUGAUUGUAUUUCUUAUGUGUCCCAGGGGCAAUGUGACCUGACAGGAACACGAAUGAGUGGAUCUAAAAAUGAAGUGAAUCAAAUCCCAUGUGGACAGAAGACUUUAGUGACCACUGAAACUGCAUCCUUUUCCUGUACAAACUCUGCCACUAUAACUACAGCUACUGCUUCCCUCAGUGUUGAAAGCCACAACUCAACUCUUAGACAUAGGUUUGGACUGCCAGUGACGGACACCACUCGCCCUUCUCAGACUAAUUCGAAAGAAUCACCUGUGAAAGAGUUGGCACCAAACUCUGUUCAUACUGCUGGAAUACCCUCUCAUAGUGCCACCGGGGCUGGGCCCUUAAGUUACAAAUUCUCUGACUGCCAAUCAAAAUCAUCCAUAGACGCUCCUGACAGUUUCCAGUCACAAGUACAAGAAAGAAAGAUAGCCAGUGGUAUACCCUCACCUGAAGGAAGGAUUGCAAAACAGACAGAAACACAAAUGGCCUCAACACCUGUGGAGGAGGGGUGGAUGACAUCCAGUCUACCUGAAUUGAACCAUCAGUCAGCAGAGCAGUGCCUGGACUUGCCGAGCACUGAGAGGGAGAUGGAGAGGUCAUACACUCGUGUGGGAGAGACACUAGAAUGCCACACUCUGGUGAGAGGUCUACGAUCAUAUGAUGCCCUGACACCCCCAGCCUCCCCACUCCCAAGACCCACACCUAGCCUUUGCUCCAAGUGGAGGAAAGAGAGAGAGGUUGACCUUCGAGAGGGAACCACUUCUGGGUCCCUAACACCUAAAGAGGACACACGAACCACAAAGAACCCUGUGCACAGUGGAGUAGGGGCCAAGAGAGGACUUGGGUCACGUACAGGGCCCUCCAACAGCACAGGAAUUCCCAGAGUACGCUCUAAAACUGAACCAUCAAAUGGAAUCACGGCCUCUUCUGACCAACCCACCAUCCCACGGCCCACCCGCCCUUCCACUCCUCGCAGUUUAUCCAUGCGCUCGUCCCCCAUCACUCGGCCGGCCAGCGUUCAAGCAGAGGCAAAACGAAGCAACAGCGUAAAGGAAAGGCCAAUGAAUGGGGUUGAAACACAGACUCCAGGAAAACAUAACCUGACUCAUAGGAUCUCAGACAGAUCCAUAUCAGAGAAAGUCUCAGGCAGCAGUCCAGCAGUUUUCAUCAGAGGCGCAUCUCUCCGCGUAUCUAAACGACUAGCCCCAAACUCUGAGACUCAGGCCCCUUCUCAGUCUCGCACUGCCCACAGCCCAUCAUCUGCCACAGCUAAGAACAUCCGCACAGCUGUUAUAUCAGCAGCCCGUAUCAAAACUGCUAAGACGACAAACACAGAUUCCUCAGCUACUGGCUCUAAAAUCCCCACAGCUACACGUAUCCCUGGUCCCAAAAUGCCUCGCCCUACCACAGCUCAACCCCUGUGGAGGUGACUGGUAGUUGGCACUUAGAGGGUGCAGUUUGAGCUUGCUCUCCAACCUUACUGGAUCUGGGUUGAGAUAUGUAGGGGUACUGAUGAACUGUUACUUGUCUCCAGUCCAUUUUUUAUUGGUUUCUCAUGGGUUUCAGUUGUUGUUCAGUUUUGCUUCAACUGUAGUGCAUCCAUGUUCGGCUUUCAUAAAAUGUUUUUUUUUUAUACUGAGCACAUAAGUUGUCAAUAGUUGAUAAAGAAGACCUGUAUUGUGAGAAAGACCUCUUCAUUUCGUCUCAUUUCAUCUGCUGAAUUGUCUGAUGUGCACAGAGAAGUAAUUGAAUUAUACGUAGAAAAGCCCUUGGCUCUACAUGCUUCCUCCCAGCACAUCCAUUACUGUCCUGUGCAGGCAACAGGGCAUUACAAGGGCAUUCAUCCUCACCAGUUAUCCAUGUGGACACCCAAAUUUAAGUAGCUCAUCUAAGUGAAAUGCAAACAAGCAUGUUAUUUGCUCUGCUCUAGAUAGCACUGCGAGUGUGCUUUCAAGGCACCUUUCAAAUUGUUUCAUUCAGUGUUCUUAAAAAAAGUGAACUGUCUUGAUCUUAUUUUUGGAAAUACAGCAUUGCUCACGUUUUCUUUCAAUUAUGGAGGCUUUCUUGCUAAGGGAUUAUUGUGUCCUCGCUGCACAUGUUUGGUCCAAACUGCAGUAGGUAUGUUAUUAAACUGUUUGUCCAAGUUUGGAGAGGCUUUGUCAUUCUGAUGCACUUUACAAACUGAAAAAGAGGCCUUGUGGAAAUUAUUACUGUUAUUAUUCUGCUGUUUUGUUUUCUAUCAAAAGACUAUAAAUUAAUUCAAAAGUGUUGGUUGUUCACUGAAAUGGGUGUAUUUGUAAUUAAGAAAAGAUGA